Messenger RNA from Rhineura floridana, 1227 nucleotides. Its product is annotated as gap junction alpha-3 protein-like. Bases 50 to 988 code for a protein of 312 amino acids. The transcript has 2 exons. Lineage: Eukaryota; Metazoa; Chordata; Lepidosauria; Squamata; Rhineuridae. Gene Ontology annotation, cellular component: connexin complex. Gene Ontology annotation, biological process: cell communication. The record is from RefSeq and is a predicted model, not a curated record.
UGACACCAGGGCCUCCAAACGUGGAAGGGGGCAAGCCCACCUUGCACCCAUGGGCGACUGGAACCUGCUCGGGAGACUGCUAGAGAGCGCCCAGGAACACUCUACGGUGGUGGGCAAAGUCUGGCUCACCGUUCUCUUCAUCUUCCGCAUCCUGGUCCUGGGGGCGGCAGCAGAGAAGGUCUGGGGGGACAAGCAGUCCAACUUCUCCUGCGACACCAAGCAGCCCGGCUGCCAGAGCGUCUGCUACGACCAGACCUUCCCUAUCUCCCACAUCCGCUUCUGGGUGCUGCAGAUCAUCUUCGUCUCCACGCCCAGCCUCAUCUACAUGGGCCACAUCCUGCACCUGGUGCGCAUGGAAGAGAAAGAGCUAGGGGCCCCAGAGGUUGAGGCAGAUGCCAGCAGCAUCCCUACAGCUCAGUCUAAGCCCGGCCCAGUCUCCAUGAGGGACGCCUGUGGAAGGAUCCGCCUCCAAGGAGCCAUCCUACGGACAUACAUUUGCAAUGUCGUCUUCAAGGCACUCUUUGAGGUGGGCUUCAUCAUGGCUCAGUACAUCCUGUAUGGCUUUGAGCUGAAGCCUCUUUACACCUGCAGCCGCUGGCCUUGCCCAAACACCGUCAACUGCUACAUCUCCCGGCCCACUGAGAAAACCAUCUUCAUCCUUUUCAUGUUGGCCGUGGCCUGCCUCUCCCUCCUGCUCAACAUGGUGGAGAUGUACCACGUGGCCACCACUAAGUGCAGGCAAGGGCAUGCGCCAAAGCUUAGUCCAGAGAGACAGCCAGAAGGAGGGGCUGCUAGCCCUCACCCCCUGCACCUGCCUCAUUGCCCCACCGUCACAGUCCCCAACAGCUUCCCUCUGCAGCCUGGCGAGAAAGUCAGUCUGGGCGCAGAAGGGGUGAACAAAAGCGCCACUUGGAGUGGAGGGCAGAAGCGAGGCAGCAAGUCCAGCAAAUCUAGCAGGAAAUGGAGGUCCAGCGACCUGGCUGUUUAGCCAAGGGACCUGGCUAGCCCCCACUGGGGUUAAGUCCAAGAAGACCUAACUGUUUGCACCGGCAUCAAAGAUGCCACAUUGAACCAGAAACCCGAUCCCAAAUCUCUGCCAAGGCCCAACCAGAGAGAUUCAGAAGCAAAAAAGGCAGAGGUGGCAUUAAGAGUCCUCCUCUUGCCCACAGUGCACACAGUGACGCGUCCACACCAGUAGGAGGAGAAGCGUCAUAACUACCUUUCCAA